UGAGAAAAGCAAAGAAAUAUAACUGGAAGGGCAGCAAUAUGGUCCAAACAUAUGUAUUAUUCAUGUACUGUCUUGCAGAAGCGUCCGUCCUGGGUGAACCAGGAUGGAAAAAUGCAGGAACGCAGCCUGGGCUUCAGAUCUGGAAAAUUGUGAACUUCACAGUCACAGAGUGGCCCAAGGAAGACUACGGAAAGUUUUACAACGGUGAUUCAUACAUCAUCCUAAAUAGCUAUAGAGAAGGAACUUCUGCUGAGCAUCUGAAGUACGACGUCCAUUAUUGGAUUGGUUCGAAGAGCUCAAAAGACGAAUACGACGCGGCAGCGUACAAGACCGUCGAGUUGAAAACAUUCUUGGGCAACGGGGCUGUGCAGCACAGGGAAAUCCAGGGAUCCGAGUCCGAACUCUUCAGGUCCUACUUCGAGGAACUUGUUACAAUGGAGGGCGGCGCUGAAAGUGGCGUCCGCCACGCGGAACCUAUUAAAUAUAGAAAAAAGUUGUUGCAAGUGUCCGGAAUGGGAGCUGACCCGUCAAUCACAGAAGUUCCAUUGAGUAAAGACAGCCUAAAUUCCGACGAUGUCUUUAUUCUAGAUGCUGGCACAACUCUAUGGCAAUACAACGGCAUCGGUGCUAGUAGUUUUGAGAAAGCUUGGUCGAUGGAAUAUCUGUUGCAAAUUGAACAACAGAGGGGUGGCCAUAUCAAGAGUGUAGUUGUUGAUGAACACACUAUCAGGGAGGAUGUAUGUAUAAAACGGUCAAACAUAGAUGAUGAAGACUUUUUUCAUUUACGAAAUACACUUUACCGUUGCUAAUGUUUAGUGGAAACUCCAUAAUGCUUAAAAUAUUAUGUUCAAAAGAUAAAGCUGCCGUCCAGAUAAUGUGCAAAGUUACUUGUUCAGAAAUGUUGUACAUGACUCAGUUUUAAAAAGGGAGGUAAUAAAACAGUAAAUCAGUAAUACUUUCUCUUAGGUUAAUCAUAUAUUCAAAUGUAUUGCAAAUUAUAAAAUGAAAUGAAAUAGUAACUAAUGAGAAAUUAAAGUAUUAUUUGUUCAUAACAAAAAUGUGGCAGCCAUAUUAUUAUCAAAGCUGUUAGUGUUCCAUAUAAUUAUGUGAUAUAAGAAUACCUUGCAAGCGUGUUUUGCUUCUUUAACCAGGAUGAGUUCUACAAGGUACUUGAGGAUGAUGAAUCUGGAAGUGAAGAAGAGGAUGUGAAAUACUAGGAGAGAAAAAACUGUUCUGUUUGUCAGAUGAAUCAGGAGAAAUAAAAUUCAGCGAGGUGAAAACCGGAAAAAUUGAAAAGAGUGACCUCGGAAGUGAUGACGUGUUCCUGUUUGAUUCAUGUGACCAGAUUUUUGUUUGGAUUGGUAAGAAUGCUUCGCCGGCUGAGAAGAGGAAUGGAGUAAUUUAUGCCAAUAACCACCUUCGUGAGACAGAUCGUCCACAUUUGCAAAUUCAUGUAGUCGUCGAGGGUCAUAACUCUGAAAGUCUCGAUAAUGCUUUGUCAGCUUAAAUAUUCUGCAGGAUUUAUAACGAGGAGGAAUGUCGUAUAUAGCUUCUAGACAAUUUUAGGCACUUGUGUAUAGAGAUUAUAUCAUAUAGUAACUGUAUAUGUCAACAACAUGGUGAAAUAUACCCGCAGUUUUUGUCUUCCAGAUUCUGAUAUCUAGCUUGAAUUUUAGCAAAUACAUGUACAUGUACAUUAUUAUUUCUUUUUUUAUAAAAAGCUUAUACUAAAAAUAACUCUGGGGAGUUUAUAUUUCAAAGCAGAAAUGGUAUUAAAUUAUGUACUUGUGUAAAGAGAGGUCCUAUGUUCUUUUUAUUUUCAUUGUUUUAUUUUUUAUGCUAUUUUAUUUACCUAUAGAAAAUGUUAUAAGCACACCCAGCUUAAGUUUGCAAUU
Molecule: messenger RNA, 1895 nt
Organism: Mercenaria mercenaria
Lineage: Eukaryota; Metazoa; Mollusca; Bivalvia; Venerida; Veneridae
Product: gelsolin-like protein 2
Exons: 10
Coding region: 39-809 (256 amino acids)
Molecular function (GO): actin filament binding
Source: RefSeq, a predicted model, not a curated record